GCUUCUGAAAAAAUUUCUCCUUUCCGCAGGGUCUUCCUGCACUGAUCUUACCGGUCCACCACCAUGAAGAUUCGAAGAGAGAGAGAGAUGCGGAGAUGGCAGGACGGUUUUCGUGGUGGGAAAAGUUUUUCUUUUUCUUUUUUCAGAAACAAGGGCAAAUUCUGAAUAUUGAAGACUAAAACAAAUAAAAAGACAAUUUGGGAAAGUUAUGUAGUACGAGAGGUCGGAACAGAAAAGUCAGAGUCGACUACUCGGCAUUUUCACUUUUAAACGCGUUCUGCCUUUUACUCGGCACUCGGUUUCUUUGUUUUACAACACCACUGCCGAGUGAAUUUAAUCGAAACACACUGCCGAGUUCAUGGCGGAGAGCAAUUGCAAUCACAGUGAAUUGUAGAGCUGCAGCUGCUUGUGCAAAUUCUAGUCACAGUGAAUUUAAUCGCAACCCACUGCCAAGUUCAUGGCGGAGAGCAAUUGCGAUCUUCCUGAUCAAUUGCAAGUUUCAAACUCUGCCUUUUACUCUGAACACGGUUUCUUUGUAUCACCAAACCUUCAGAUCAAAGCACUGCAUUAUAUAAUGCAGGCCACGAGUGAAUUGUAGAGCUGUAGCUGCUUGUGCAAAUUGCAAUCACAGUGAAUUUAAUCGAAACCCACUGCUGACUUCAUGGCGGAGAGCGAUCGCGACCAUUCAAGUGAAAUGGAAGUAAGACUCGACCAGAAAUAUCAUCGAUGGCUAAGUGCGCAGCAAAUAUGUAAUGUUCUUCGAAAUCCUAACUACACAAUUUCUGAGAAGCCUGCAACUACACCACCAAGUGGAUCCAUUGUUCUUUAUGAUAGGAACUUGGUGAAGCAUUUUAGAAAGGAUGGCUAUAAAUGGAAGACGGCAAAAGAUGGAAGGACUAAGGAAGGCCAUGAGAAGCUCAAGGUUGAAGGUGUUGAUGCAUUGCACUGCUACUAUGCUCAUAGAGAAGAUGGAAAUUUUCACCGACGCAGUUUUUGGAUGAUUGAUCAGAAUUUCUCACAUAGAGUUCUUGUCCACUAUCGGGAUGUAAAGGAAGACCAAAUAAGGAUUGGGAAAGGUGUUCUGCCUUCCAGCAAAAUUGAUGCAUCAGCAUAUGAUCACCAAGCAAGUUCUGGGUUACCCCCUGUUUCUGGAUUGCAACAUGAUUUUGCUUGCUCUAGUUCCAAUCCAAGUAAUUUCCAGCAUUCACAAGCAACAGAUGUGACAAACUUGAAUAGUGCUCAGAUAUUAGAGCCCGAAAACACUGUUUCAGCAUAUAAUCACCGAGCAAGUUACGAGUUACCCCCUAUUCUUGGAUCGCAACAUGAGAUUGCUUCUUCUAUUCCCAAUCCAAGUAAUUUCCAGCAUUCACAAGCUACAGAUGCGACAAACUUGAAUAGUGCUCAGACAUUAGAGCCCGAAACCACUGUAUCAGUAAAUGUUGCGGCAUAUAAUCACCAAGCAAGUUCUGGAUUACCCCCUAUUCUUGGAUUGCGACCAAGUAAUUUCCAGCAUUCACAAGCUACAGAUGCGAUAAACUUUCAAGAUUUUGGUGAUUUGUUGAACAAAACUUACCCUAGUAAUUGUGGAGGCUUCGAGAAUUUAUUCACUGGGUUACCUGCAUCUAAUCACCAAGCAAGUCUUGGGGUACUCUAUGUUCCUGGAUAUGAGAUUGCUUCUUCUAUUUCCAAUCAAAGUAAUUUCCAGCAUUCACAAGCUACAGAUGCGAUAAACUUUCAAGAUUAUGAUAAUUGGCUCGAGAAUUUACUUAAUGACUCUAGUGAUCGGGGAAUCCCCGAGAAUUCAUGUACUGGGUUACCUAAUGCAGCCUGCACCAACUCGAGAGUCAGCUCAAGUGCUGCGGUGGAGCCAAGUCAUUCAUCUCUUGGAAAAAGGCAAUGCGACUCCACUAAGUCCAAGGCCACACCCUUUGCAACCAUUGAAGGAGUAGAUGAAGACGAAGAGGGAAACGAUACAAACCAAGCCUGGAAGCGACUCAAAGUCACAUGUGGCCAGAAGCCACCAGUUCCACAACCAACCGCAACCAUUGGGAUUGCUACUUCUGCCGCAACCAACAUGACUGCUGCUCUUGAGUCUAGCAAUCCAGCCAUGCUGCAAUCAAGACCAACCUCAGAUGCCAACCAAGAUUUUGUCCAAGACGUUGAGAAUCAAGAGAAGGAACUCGAGCCUACCUCCACUGAGCUAGAAAAUGGCAAAAGCAAGGCUGUCGUUCAAAAUUAUUUUGGGACGGGAAAGAGUCAUGAGUUUUCAGAAGUUGCGGUGAUGGACUCCUGUAAAAGCCUCCAUGCUCUUUACGACCGAGCGUCUGCAACCAAUACACUGGCCAGCUCCUCCAUUUCUACUCCUACCAGAGACUCGCAAGACAUAGCGACAAUCAGAACUAUUCUAGAAAUGGACUUUACUAUUAUGGCUGGCGAUGUUCAACGAACUGAGAAGAUCUCACUCAUCAGGAGCUUCGUAGAUUCUGAAUGCUCUAACAUCGGCAUCAGAACAAUGAUUUUGUCAAUAUUGAAUCUGCUUGAGCAACCUCUUCGAGCCUAUUCCGAGCACGAUAAGGGCAAAAACUUGAAUGACCAAGUCGAAGCUACGAUAAAGCGUCUUGAACCUAAGGUUCAGUUUUGGGAUAGCAAGAAGAGAGAACUUCAGGAACUUGAGAAAUUGAAAAUGCAGAUUGAAGCCGACCUGGCUGCAAUACGUGCUGAAAUUGAUGGCAGCAUGAAAGAAACUGAACCGAUCCAGGCAAAACUCAAGGAAUUGCUCCGACAGCGAGAUCAAUUUAAAGAAAAUGAGGAUUAUCUCAAGGCCAGCUUGGAUAUUGGAGAGGGCAUCUGGACAAUCACGAAGAACGUAAUUUCAGGGACCACCUUAUUCCGAGUAUGAUAAGGUUCAGUUUUGUAAUAGCAAGGAGAGAAUUUCAAGAGCUUGCCAAAUGGAAAAUGAGUAUUGAAGUCAGGUAGGCUGCAAUACUUGCUGAAAUUCAUGGCGCCGUCAAAGAGACUGAGCGUAAUCUCAAGAUCCAGGCACAGCUUGAGAAAUUGCUCCUACAGCAAGAUCAAUUUAAAGAAAAUGAGGGUAAUCUAAAACCCAACUUGGAUAUUGGAGAUGGCAUCUGGACAAUCACGAAGAACGUAAUUUCAGCGACCACCUUGAUUGGGCAUGUUAAUUGCAGAGACGUUUGUGAUAAACACCCAAUGUUGGAAUGUAACCCUUCAGCUGAAGAUUGACGGCUAAGAUCAUCUCACAAAUGUUUUCCAUUUCAGUUUGAAUGUCAGUCAUUGGAUCAUAGUCCACAUGGUUACUCAAUGUUGUAUCUAGUUUUAAGUAAUAGAAUUAGACAUGUGGCAUUAUCUCAUAGGAUGAUACCAAUGAAUGGUUGAGAUUAUAUUGUGUGUUGGAGGGUGAAGGAUCUCCCUUCCUUCCAUAUGCAAUGGUAACAAAAUGUAUGCGUGUUCAGUGUGUGAAAUGUGAGAAGCAUAAUUUCCUUUCA
Molecule: messenger RNA, 3506 nt
Organism: Pyrus x bretschneideri (Chinese white pear)
Lineage: Eukaryota; Viridiplantae; Streptophyta; Magnoliopsida; Rosales; Rosaceae
Exons: 18
Coding region: 662-2899 (745 amino acids)
Biological process (GO): regulation of transcription by RNA polymerase II
Cellular component (GO): nucleus
Molecular function (GO): transcription coregulator activity; double-stranded DNA binding
Source: RefSeq, a predicted model, not a curated record